Messenger RNA from Drosophila ficusphila, 1446 nucleotides. Its product is annotated as retinoid-inducible serine carboxypeptidase-like. The record is from RefSeq and is a predicted model, not a curated record. Bases 59 to 1378 code for a protein of 439 amino acids. Gene Ontology annotation, biological process: proteolysis. The transcript is spliced from 4 exons. Lineage: Eukaryota; Metazoa; Arthropoda; Insecta; Diptera; Drosophilidae. Gene Ontology annotation, molecular function: serine-type carboxypeptidase activity.
UGAUAAUGCACUACCCUUUAAAUAAAGCCAAGAGCUACUUCGACUUCUUCAGUUGAAGAUGUCGACUUGUCUGGUGAUAUUCCUGGCGUUAUUCGCCGCUUUGGCGAGUGGAAAGCCCGGUUACGGACCCGGGGAGCAGGAUUGGGGCUACGUGGAUGUGCGUCCAGGUGCACACAUGUUCUACUGGCUGUACUACACCACCGCCAAUGUUUCCAGCUACACGGAGCGCCCCCUGGCCAUUUGGCUGCAAGGAGGGCCUGGUGUCUCCUCCACAGGAUACGGAAACUUCGAGGAGCUGGGACCCGUCGAUCUGUACGGUGAUUGGCGCAGUUGGACCUGGGUGAAGGACAUGAAUGUGCUGUUCAUCGACAAUCCCGUGGGCACUGGCUUCAGCUACGUGGACGGAUCCUCCUACUACACGACCACCAACAAGCAGAUCGCCCUGGAUCUGGUGGAGCUGAUGAAGGGCUUCUACCAGCUGCAUCCGGAGUUCGAGGAGGUGCCGCUGCACAUCUUCUGCGAGAGCUACGGCGGCAAGAUGGCCCCGGAGUUCGCUCUGGAGCUCUACUACGCCAAGGAGCGCGGCGAGGUGAGGAGCAACCUCACUUCGGUGGCUCUGGGUGAUCCCUGGACCUCGCCCAUCGACUCCGUGCUCGCCUGGGGACCCUUCCUCCGGGAAAUGGGCAUCGUGGACCACGCGGGCUACAACGCCAUCCAGGAGGCGGCGAACUUUACGGCUCAGCUGGUGGAGGAGGAGCGCUGGUUCCAGGCCACCAAGCAGUAUAACAUAACCCAGGAAGAGGUAUUGAAGGUUUCCAAGGGCGUCGACAUCUACAACGUGCUGAAGGAGACAAAGGGUGGUCUCGACCAGCGGCAGAUUUCCCUGUCCGCCAAAGAGCGCCUCUAUAGCACUAUGGUAAAGUACGACAUCGACGAGGACCGCACUAAGAUGCUGGAGGAUCUAAUGCGAGGACCAGUGGCCGAGACCCUUGGCAUCCCCUCAAACGUCGUCUGGGUAUUGUUCAGUGAAACAGUCUUCGACGUCCACAGGACCGACUUCAUGAAGCCCGUCAUUCACAUAGUUAAUGAAUUGCUGGAGAAGACUCCUCUAAAAGUGGGCGUGUUCUCCGGUGGCCUGGAUCUGAUUUGCGCCACUCCGGGCACCGUAAACUGGAUCGCCAAGCUGGAUUGGAGCCGCAGAGAUGAAUACUUGGCUGCCCCACGUAACGCCAUCACCGUGGACCGCAUUCUGGAGGGCUAUCAAAAGUCGGGGGGCAACUUCACUAUGUUCUGGAUCAACCGAAGUGGUCACAUGGCUCCGGCCGACAAUCCUGCAGCCAUGAGUCACGUUCUGCGCGAGUUUACCAAUUUUGGAUGAACAUGGUGUACAAAUUAAUUGUAUAACUUAUAAAUAAAACAAACUAUUGCUUUGCCUUUCAAUAUCAA